Symbiodinium sp. CCMP2592 is the source of this 1317-nucleotide messenger RNA. The record is from the annotation of a GenBank genome assembly. Lineage: Eukaryota; Dinophyceae; Suessiales; Symbiodiniaceae.
AUGCCGGCAUUCUCUAUCCUUCGUUUUCUGUCGAUUUGCGACUACCUGGCGCGUGUUGCAGCUCGUUUCUCAGAAGGCUGUGAAUCUAUCGCUGAGCUUUACCGGCUGAACAUGUCGAAGAUCCUGGUGCUCUCCCGCAGAGCCGCGAGGAGGGAUGAAGAGAUGGGAUACAGGGAUCUGGUGCUCUUUGCACCUCUGCUUUCUGCAAUCCGGCGUGAGAAGACGGCCCCGCUGGCCUCAUGUCCCUGCGUUUUCGCAGCUGCUGCUACUGUAGGCAUCAGCAUGGAGAUGGCUGGUUUGGAGUACGGCGCCGUCCGCACGAACUUAGACUACAUGACGACCUUUGGCCGGCUGAGCAUCCUCGAGAGCGUGCUGACAGACACCGCGAAGUUGUGCGUCGAGGGCGGAGCCCGCUUCUGGCCGAUCCAGUACGCGGAAAAGUUGCGCUCGGGUAUACACGGCUAUGUGUUGGAGAACCUGCAAAGCAUCGACGCUUGGGCUGCAGAAUCUCAGGAAGAGGUAACCAUCACAGAUGAACAGCAUAUCGAUGCACUGGCCGACGCAGCAGCGGUUUUUGGUUCCGAAGGGCUGGAUUGGUGGCCCGCGAGGGGUACUCUUAUUGCCUUGCUCCGCCAUGGUAGGCGGAGUGGCCUGCUGUCCCAGGGUAGGUUAGAUGUUGUCGACCAUGAUGUUGAUGUCAUGGUCGGCGUGUCUAGCGACGAGGAAUGGGUCCAAAGACGACCCGCUAUUCAAAAGAAGCUUGAGGCACGAGGUUGGAAUGCCUGCUUCGAAAGGCAUUCCGUCGCUGCUUCUUAUGGCAGUUUCGAAUACAAUCUUGCACGCAGAGACCUGCUUUUGUGCACCAGGACAAAUCCUAAAGUUACGCUGGACAUCGCAACAUACAUCACGGAGGGUCGUAUCGCCUUUGCACAACAGUAUUGUCCCAGUGAUGGCAUUGGAUGUUGGAUUCCUCGGAACGAUGGCAGCUUCCGCGGCGGUGAGGGGCGGCUGCGGGUUUCGGCGAUCCAACCCUUCGGCCGAUGUAAGGCGGGAGACCUCUCGGUCCCUUGUCCCAGAAAGCCCCUGGAGGCUCUGCGAGCCAUGAUGGGCAUCAACUUUACAAAAAGCUGCGUUGCACUGCCUGACAUCAAACAACGCCUCGAUCGCGACAUCUAUGCGAGUGACAAAGACCCAUGGCUUUCUGAAGGUUUGACACAGGAGGAUGUGGAUAUCUUGAGGCAACGGGCUGCUGAUCUCGACAGGGACGGCUACAUGUCCAUGACCCCAUACCUGCACUGUGCGGAGUCUUUGGCUUAA